GUGCGAUCGACCUCUCUCGCUCCCGCUUAUCUCCAGAUCCUCGAUCUCAUCAGGAGAUAUUGCUACAUUUGUCUUUUGAUCAGUUAAGGAGUAUGGAAUACGAGGGAACUGGUAAUAACAUUUGGGACCAAAGAAGCUAAGCACUGACUAGGGGCUUUAGUUGCUACUUUUGAGAUUCUGUUGGGAGAUGGCGGAGAAAUCAUGCGUCAAGCGCUUACAGAAGGAAUAUAGAGCACUGUGUAAGGAACCUGUUUCACAUGUUGUGGCCCGUCCCUCCCCAAAUGACAUUCUUGAGUGGCAUUACGUUUUAGAGGGAAGCCAAGGAACACCUUUUGCAGGUGGAUAUUACUAUGGAAAGAUCAAGUUUCCUCCAGAGUAUCCCUAUAAACCACCGGGAAUCAGCAUGACUACUCCAAAUGGACGAUUCAUGACUCAGAAGAAAAUCUGUUUGUCUAUGAGUGAUUUUCAUCCUGAAAGUUGGAAUCCAAUGUGGUCAGUAUCAAGCAUACUUACAGGACUUCUUUCAUUCAUGAUGGAUAAUAGUCCCACAACUGGAAGCGUGAACACUACUGUAGCUGAGAAGCAACGUUUGGCAAAGACUUCUCUUGCUUUUAAUGCCAAGAAUGUCACAUUUCGCAAGAUGUUUCCGGAGUAUGUUGAGAAGUAUAACCACCAGCAGCAGCAGCAGCUUUCUGAGCAGCUUAAUCAAGAGCAGGUGGCACCUGAAUCAUCAACUCAACAAAAUUCCAAGCCAAUGUUGGAAGAGAUCGACAAUUCCACGGCAGGAGGUAUGAAAACAGUAGGUGCCCUAAAGGACACAAGGAAAAACAAAAGGCAGUUAUUCCCAACCUGGAUGAUGUUAUUGCUCAUUUCUAUCUUUGGUGUUGUAAUGGCUCUGCCUCUACUUCAACUUUAAUAUCAUACAGCCCAAAUAGAAAAUUUAUUUGAGUUGACAGACAUAAAAGCAUUUGCAAGUUGAGGUUGGACUCGUUUCAAAAUACUCCUUAGGUUUAUCUUGUACGUAUUAUAAUUUUGUAUAGGAGGUUAAUACCCAAUGUCAGUUGAACCUCUUGACUGAUGUCUUUUCCUUCUAAAUCGAUGUUUUGUGGCACUAUGUCAGUUUCCAAACAUUAGAAUUGUUGGUGAUGUUGUGUUUAA
Messenger RNA from Argentina anserina (silverweed cinquefoil), 1158 nucleotides. RefSeq names its product ubiquitin-conjugating enzyme E2 34-like. The transcript has 11 exons. The coding region runs from base 188 to 916 and encodes 242 amino acids. NCBI's taxonomy places the organism in Eukaryota, Viridiplantae, Streptophyta, Magnoliopsida, Rosales, Rosaceae. The record is from RefSeq and is a predicted model, not a curated record.